Messenger RNA from Amborella trichopoda, 4373 nucleotides. It is a transcript of the gene EDA30, whose product is annotated as O-fucosyltransferase family protein. The record is from RefSeq and is a predicted model, not a curated record. Gene Ontology annotation, cellular component: cytoplasm; Golgi apparatus. NCBI's taxonomy places the organism in Eukaryota, Viridiplantae, Streptophyta, Magnoliopsida, Amborellales, Amborellaceae.
UUCUUGGUUAUGAAAUUUAUACCUUAAAACUUUCACUUUUGAAAUUUGAGUGCAGUUGAUCAUUUUCAGCAAUAUCAGUGAGAUCAAUGGGACGUUCGAGUAAUAUUUGUUUGUAUUUUCCUAUUGGGUGACUGAUGUGAAGAUCCAGAUUCUCCCUGUUUGUUUGCUCUGCAAAUUAGUGGCCCAAAGAAGAACUUUAGGUCUGAUUAAUCAAAAGAAGAGAAAAUGGAAACUUUAGGUCCAGUGACCCUGAGAAUCAAGAGCUCCAGUAUGUUUAAAAUCUUUCAUUUGUUUGUUCGAUCAUGUGUUUCUUUCACAAACAUAGGGUUUAGGUUGCGCACGACUCUGUACACAGUUUCUAGGGUUUUGGGAUCACUUGGGAAUUGUGGAGCAGUGAUUUUGAUUGCUAUUAGUGCUUAUGUAAUGAUUUUGUAUUGUGCGAAUCUCUUCAAUUUCUUUAAUUUUUGAAGUUUAGGUCUUAUUCAUUUCAUUGGAAGAAUCCAGAGGUUCAUUUAGUUGUAGGAUGUGUUAGAUUUUAACUGAAAUUAUUCUUUACAAGCAACUAUUAAAAGCUGUGACAGACUAUAUACUUUUUAUUUGUCCAUUGACACAAAAAUUUGAAGCAAUGAAAGUGAAUUUCGAUGUCCUCAGUUUAUGUUUUUUACCUUUUCUGAAUUCUUGUUGCUUUUUAGAGUUGUUGGAAUCUAGCUAUAUGGUUUUCCUCAGAGAGCAUCGGUGGUUUCUUGUUUGUGUAUUACAUUCUUUUGCAAACUAUAUUUUAUAGGCAAUUAGAUUUUAUGAAAUUGGCAGAGAUUGACUCAAAGAGAAUAAAUGGUAUACUUCCAUGACUGCAAUAUCCAUGUGUAUGAGUGAUUGAGGUAUUCUGAGCAACUGUUCUUUGUGGUAGUAAGCCACUGGUGGCAUUGUAUGUCUAUGUAUUUUUUACCUAUCUCAUUGGGGCAAUUAAGAUCUUUAUUAUAGAAUAUAAUGUAAAAUGAAAGAGAAAUAUAUCUUUCGAACAAAAAGCAUGAAAGAGACAUGUAGAAGGAUUUUCCUUGAUAACAACAAUAUCCUUUUCUUUGUCUAGCUAGAUCCCUAAUGCACCAUUGUGUAUCCUUAGAAGCGAAUUUUUCUCAUAUGUUAGAAGGCCAUGACAUAGAGAAGUAUGCUACGGCAACAAUCUAGUGUAUUUUGAUUCAUAUACUCAAAUGUUUGGAGGAAGCAACAGAGAGAAGAGUUGUAUCACUGAAGAAUUGCAUGUCUACUAUGAUUUGCCCAGGAACUUUACUUAACAUUCUAGGAGGUUAUCAAAUACAGAAAUCCAGAAUUUCUUUAACAUUCCAGCAGAUUAUCAAACACAGAAACCCAUAACUUCUUGCAGUAACUUCUUUCUUCCCAUCAAAGGGGAACUUCCAAUUUACAGUUCAUGAUUUAACAUCCGGUUAUCAAACAGGCUUAAAAGUACAUCUAUAAAGAGUUCUCCUGGGGUGAAUAUGAGUUUGAAUAACAGGAAGUGUGUGAAAAAGGGACCCUUGAUAGCUACAAGAUCGGUGCCAUUGUCAAAACUUGGUAUUUGAUCAUUUAAAUCCCGAAUUGUUUUUUGAGGUUACAAAACUGCGUUAAAAAAACAAAGGAACAUGAAUUGCUCGAAGUUUGUGUUGUCCCUUUGGGCCAGUUGCUCUCUUCUUAGAGUGCGAGUUAGGGUUUUCUUUUUAGGGCGGGACCAUGGUGGGAAAGAGAAAUGGAAGGGAGAUGAGGUUUUAAUCAGGGUUCUUUAUGCUAUCAAACUCCGCUGGUGCAUUGAUUUCUGGAUCCCGGAAUGCAUUGAGAAAAUUGCAGUUGAUUCUAUUUGACUUCAGAAACACGAUCCUGCAGAAUUAAUACUUGGAAUGUUGCUUGAAAUGUGUGUCGUAAUUGAGUCUCUGACUUAAUUUUGUGUGGAGAUGUUAUUCAAAUCCAAGAUCAAAUGGGUCGCUCUCUUUGGACUGGUCUUAUCGAUGGUAUCUCUGCUAGUUCAUCUUCUUCUAGCCAAGUACUCAAGUGGAUAUCUGGUGCAAAACACAAAAGCUAUCUUCAGACCAGAUUUUGUUCAUAUGUCAGGGGAGAAGCUUCAUCAUUAUUCGAAGCUAUGGGGCCCAAUUGGUUCAGUAGAGGCAUUGCAUCCAUAUGCAAAUCCGAGAGGCAGAUAUUAUGGCCCAAUGGAGAAAAACAACGGGUUCAUAUAUGUGAAAAUCUACGGGGGCUUUGCAAAUAUAAGAUCUUCGAUCUGCGAUGUUGUUGCCGUAGCCAGGUUUCUAAAUGCUACCCUCGUCGUUCCAGAAAUUCAAGAAACUACUCGCACCAAAGGCAUCAGUUCCAAAUUUAAGAGCUUUUCAUAUCUUUACAAUGAGGAGCAGUUCAUAGCAGCACUUAAAAGUGAUGUGAUUGUGAUAAAGAGCCUGCCCCAAAACCUUAAGGAAGCCAGGAAAAGAAAUAAGUUCCCUACUUUCUUUCCCAAAUAUACAGAAUCUCCAAGUUUUUAUAUUCAAGAGGUCUUGCCAAAGUUAAAGGAGAGAAAGGUUAUCGGACUGGUGAUUUCUGAUGGAGGAUGCCUUCAGCCUAUCCUCCCCUCUAGUUUGGCCGAGUAUCAAAGGCUCAGGUGCAGGGUUUCAUUCAAUGCACUUCACUUCCGUCCUGCUAUUCAGUUCUUGGGACAGCGGAUGGUAAAGAGAUUGCAAUCUUCUGGGCAGCCUUAUCUGGCAUUCCACAGUGGCCUAGUGAGAGAUACUCUGGCAUAUCAUGGGUGUGCGGAGCUAUUCCAGGAUGUCCACACGGAGCUCAUACAAGCCCGGAGGGCUCAGUUAAUCAAACGUGGCUUUGUUCAUGGUGAACUUAGUGUGGACUCCUGGGAACAGAGGAGGAAUGGGUCUUGCCCUCUCAUGCCUGAAGAGGUUGGGCUUCUCCUUCGAGCAAUGGGCUAUCCGUUGAGCACAAUAAUAUACUCAUCCGGUGCAGAGGUGUUCGGUGGGCAGCGUAUGUUGAUUCCUGUUCGAGCCAUGUUUGGCAAUCUCAUCGACCGAUCCUCUCUGUGUAGUCCUCAAGAAUUAUCUGAAUUGUUUGGCCCUGAAACUCCCAUUGCUUCACAUCCGCCUCCAGCUCCACCAAAUUUGAGCGAGGAUAGAAUUAGGGAGUGGAAAAAUGCGGGGCCUCGACCAAGGCCUCUGCCUCCACCUCCAGGUAGGGCCUUUUAUCAGCAUGAGGUUGAUGGAUGGUAUGGGUGGGUUGCUUUGUCCGAUAAAGAACCAGAUCCUUCGCCUUUGGAUAUGAGACUGCAAGCACAUAGGCUAAUAUACGAUGCUCUUGAUUAUAUAAUUUGUGUUGAGGCGGAUGCAUUUUUCCCUGGCUUCAGUAAUGAUGGGAGUGGAGGGCCGGAUUUUGCAAGCCUUGUCAUGGGCCACCGUCUCUUCCAGUCAGCAUCUCUUAGAACUUAUCGGCCAGACAGGAAAAUUCUGGUGGAGCUAUUUGAGGGUAUCCGUGACCAUGUAUACACUCCAAGGCACAAUUGGACAGUCUCGAUACGUCAGCAUCUCAAUGAGAGCGCGGGUGAGAAAGGUUUAAUUAGAGAAUCUCAGCUUUUCAAACGUUUUUCAUUCCUUGCCCACCCCUUACCAGAAUGCUUAUGUCGAGCAUCUAAAACUUCUGGAAAACGUACUAGAGAAACUGCUGGAAAUUUUACCCACAUGGAAAGUAGCAGUCUGUUGCAUAGUGUUGAGGACGAAUGUCCCCAUUGGAUACAAGAACUUGUCAAAACUCAGGCGAAAGUGACUGACACUGAUGAAGAUGACUCUGAUGAGGGAGAGUCACUGGAAAAUCAAGAAAGCGAAGAAGGUUCACCAGAAUCUGAUGAGGCGUUUUCUGGCCGGUCAUCCGAGCAGGAUGACGAGAUGGAUCCUGACGAUUAGUGGAAUGGCUGGUUUGAAUUUUCCUAUUACAUGGAACCAGAAUAGUCUGGUUUUUUUUCCAUGCCCUCCUUCCAUGGCAUUUUUUGGGGCCGCACUGAGAGUGAGCGAGGAGAGAGAGGGGGCAUGAUGUGCGGCUGCACAGGAAUUCUUUUUGUACCAUUGCUUGUAAAUCCAGAGAGAGAGAGAGAGAGAGAGAGGGGCACGGGGAGGGCAAAUUAGUUUUGGGGUGUGCUUUCUUGAGGGCCUCCAGCCAAAGGUAUACCAUUUGUGUGGCCUGUGAAAAAUAUAGGACUAAUUUUUUCUGCAAUUUGAUUGUGAGGUGGUGUUUCUCAAUUCGAGUAGUGAAAUUGGUUUAUGGCGAGCUUCGGCACGAAGUGCUUGUCUUUGGAAUUUCAGGACCUAUAUAACAUGGUCGGGGUUUUGGUGGUGUAA